UGAUCUACACCCCUCCCCCCUGCACUCUUUCUGGACCAGAUGCUCCAGUCCAAAUUUAACAAGUGAGGAUCCACCGCCCUGCCUUUUCUGUGCACAUAUCUUGACUCUGUGUGUCUUACAAGGGCAGGUGACUUUAAGUGGAGCCUCUGCUUGAGAAAUGACUCUGCCAAUUACAUUUGGGCCCUCAGUCUGCGGAGCCCAUGUUACCAAAUCUGAAGGCUGUCAUGAAAUCUGAUGAAGCCCGGAGAGUAAAGAUGUGAGCAGCUGAGUUAGGGAAUUGGCACAACACAGACAGGAACCCUUUGAUGGCCUGGGAAGAAGGGAGAGAGGGAGGAGACAGACAGAAGCCCGGAUUUGCCCUAACCCUCUAAGACCUUGGUCUGCAGCCCCACCUCUCAGAAGAUCAGAAAGGGCCCAGAACUUGGCUUCAGAAGGCAAGGACUAUAAUCCAGUACAGUGGGCUGGGUGUGGAGUGUUGCUUAGGAAAGAGAUCCUGAUUUCAGAGGUGGGACAGAGUCACAAACACUGUCCUAACACUUAAAAUUCUUCACUUCUGGUUGAACAGAUAAGGGCCUGGGGGUUGUGGCCACAGGAUGUAAGGUCCUAGGAACCUAUUGAACUUUUAAAGCUGUCAGUAAGGUCUGUUUAGGCCACUUUGCUGCUCAGAGGGGCUUAUCACAGCCCCUCCUAUCGCGAUCUCCUUACCUGAUCAAAGCACUAGGGCCUAGGGAAUGCUGAGAAAAAUAAGGCCACUUUCACCUGGAAAUUCCGCGUAGGAGAAAAGUUGACCCUAAACCGAACCUGGUCAGGAGUUCCGAGGCAGAUCCCACGGAUGGAGUCUAAAGCAUUCAGGCAGAAAUGCUCCUCCCCGCAUCUGCUACAGCCCCAGCAGCCCCGUGCAGAUUCUAGAAGAGCCCGCCUACUUCUACCCAGACUUGCAGCUCUAUUCGGGGAGGCAUGAGGCGUCUACUCUGACAGUGGAGGCAAGCGGAGGCCUGAGGGGGAAAAACGCGGAGGACCCUCUCUCCAACUUCCACUCCCCGAACUUCCUGAGGCCCCCCGAGGUGGAGAUGAGAGGUUCUGAGGAUGUGGCCGCUGGAACAGUGUUACAGCGGCUGAUCCAGGAGCAGCUGCGCUAUGGCACCCCGACUGAGAACAUGAACCUGCUGGCCAUUCAGCACCAGGCCACGGGGAGUGCAGGGCCAGCCCACGCCACCAACAACUUUUCUUCCACGGAAACCCUCCCUCAAGAAGACCCACAAAUGGUCUUCCAGUCAGCCCGCCAGGAGCCGCAGGGUCAAGAGCACCAGGGGGACAAUACGGUGAUGGAGAAGCAGGUCCGCUCCACUCAGCCUCAGCAGAACGACGAGGAGUUGCCCACAUAUGAGGAAGCCAAGGCCCAGUCUCAGUUCUUCAGGGGACAGCAGCAGCAGCAGCAGCAACAGCAGCAACAGCAGCAGCAGCAGCAGCAGCAGCAAGCACAGGGGCCCCUUAGCCACACUUACUACAUGGCCGGAGGUACCAGUCAGAAGUCCCGCACAGAGGGGAGGCCCACAGUGAACCGGGCCAACAGCGGACAGGCACACAAGGAUGAGGCCCUGAAAGAACUCAAGCAGGGCCACGUCCGAUCCCUCAGUGAGAGGAUCAUGCAGCUGUCGCUGGAGAGGAACGGAGCUAAGCAGCACCUCCCCAGCUCAGGCAACGGAAAGGCCUUUAAAGCUGGAGGAGGGCCGUCCCCAGCCCAGCCCGCCUGUAAAGCGCUGGACCCUCGUGGUCCUCCACCCGAAUACCCCUUCAAGACAAAGCCAAUGAUGCCCCCAGUCAGCAAGAACCAAGACCACGGAUUGUACUACAGUGACCAGCACCCUGGAGUGCUCCACGAGAUGGUCAAACCCUACCCUGCACCUCAGCCCGCGAGAACAGAAGUGGCCGUCCUGAGGUAUCAGCCACCCCCAGAGUACGGGGUCACCAGCCGGCCAUGCCAGCUUCCCUUUCCAUCCACGGUGCAGCAGCACAGCCCCAUGUCCUCUCAGACUUCCUCCGUCAGCGGACCGUUGCACUCCGUCUCCCUGCCUCUUCCUCUUCCCAUGAGCCUGGCUGCUGCUCCACAGCCUCCCCCUGCCUCCCCCAGCCAGCCGCUUGGACCAGAUGCCUUUGCAAUCGUGGAGCGAGCCCAGCAGAUGGUGGAGAUCCUCACGGAGGAGAACCGCGUGCUUCAUCAGGAGCUUCAGGGCUGCUAUGACAAUGCCGACAAGCUUCACAAGUUUGAAAAAGAGCUGCAGAGGAUCUCAGAAGCCUAUGAGAGCCUGGUCAAGUCCACCAGCAAGCGUGAGUCUCUCGACAAGGCAAUGAGAAACAAGCUGGAAGGCGAGAUCCGGAGACUUCACGACUUCAACAGAGAUCUCCGAGAUCGACUGGAGACAGCCAACAGGCAGCUGUCCAGCAGGGACUAUGACGGGCAUGAAGACAAAGCCGCAGAGGGCCAGUACAUGUCCCAGAACAAAGAAUUCUUGAAGGAAAAGGAAAAGUUGGAAAUGGAGUUGGCAGCAGUGCGGAAUGCAAGCGAGGACCAUCGGAGGCAUAUUGAGAUCCUGGACCAGGCUUUGAGCAAUGCCCAGGCCAGAGUCAUCAAGCUGGAGGAAGAGCUACGAGAGAAGCAAGCCUAUGUGGAGAAGGUUGAGAAGCUGCAGCAGGCCCUGACCCAGCUGCAGUCUGCAUGUGAGAAGCGGGAGCAGAUGGAACGCAGGCUGCGGACCUGGCUGGAAAGGGAGUUGGAUGCUCUGCGGACCCAGCAGAAACAUGGAAAUGGCCAGCCAGCCAGUCUCCCAGAAUAUAAUGCCCCUGCCCUCAUGGAACUUGUACGGGAGAAGGAGGAGCGGAUUCUAGCCUUGGAAGCCGACAUGACCAAAUGGGAGCAGAAAUACCUGGAAGAAAGCACCAUACGGCACUUUGCCAUGAGUGCUGCUGCCGCUGCCACGGCUGAGAGGGACACCACCAUCAUCAACCACUCGAGGAACGGCAGCUAUGGUGAGAGCUCGCUGGAGGCCCACAUCUGGCCAGAGGACGAGGAGGUGGUGCAGGCCAACAGGAGGUGUCAGGACAUGGAGUACACAAUAAAAAACCUCCAUGCUAAAAUCAUAGAGAAGGAUGCCAUGAUAAAGGUCCUUCAGCAACGAUCCCGUAAGGAUGCUGGGAAGACAGACUCUUCUAGCCUGCGGCCUGCCCGCUCUGUCCCUUCCAUUGCUGCAGCCACUGGGACACAUUCCCGCCAGACUUCCCUCACCAGCAGCCAGCUGGUGGAAGAGAAGAAGGAAGAGAAGACCUGGAAGGGGAGUAUAGGGUUCCUCCUGGGGAAGGAGCAUCAGGGACAGGCAUCUGCCCCUCUGCUGCCUACCACACCCGCCUCUGCACUGUCCCCGCCGGCUUCCACCGCGUCGGCCAGCAGCACCCACGCCAAGACAGGCAGCAAGGACAGUAGCACACAGACCGACAAGAGCACUGAUCUCUUCUGGCCCAGCACGGCUUCUCUCCCCAGCCGUGGCCGGCUGAGCACUGCCCCUUCCAACAGCCCCAUACUGAAGCAUCCAGCUGCCAAAGGAACCAUGGAGAAACUGGAGAGCUCUCCUGGUCACGGGAAGUCGACAGACCACAGAGGCCGUGUUAGCAGCUUGAUGCACAAGCCUGAAUUCCCGGAUGGGGAGAUGAUGGAAGUGCUCAUCUAGCCUCAUCCUGUGGAGUUUCACACCAGCGUGCUGUCAGGAAAGAUGGCUGGAAGACGAGAAGAUCUAGAUGGAAAACCAGGACAGGUGUGAACACUUCAUAAUAUUACAGCCGGCUCGCAGGACUGCAGAGAGGGGGAAGGAAGAUGUAUGCAGACUUGGAAGCAGAGAUGAGAAGAAAUAGGAGUGGGAUUUUUCAUUGUAGAAAAGUUGUAUGUCUUGGGGAGGCUCCAUACGUUCCCCCAUUCUUGGCUUAUAAACAGAUGAAGAAGA
Alexandromys fortis (reed vole) is the source of this 3992-nucleotide messenger RNA. It is a transcript of the gene Amotl1, whose product is annotated as angiomotin like 1. The coding region runs from base 1071 to 3722 and encodes 883 amino acids. The transcript has 13 exons. Gene Ontology annotation, biological process: establishment of cell polarity involved in ameboidal cell migration; actin cytoskeleton organization; regulation of cell migration. Gene Ontology annotation, cellular component: cytoplasmic vesicle; plasma membrane; bicellular tight junction. The record is from RefSeq and is a predicted model, not a curated record. NCBI's taxonomy places the organism in Eukaryota, Metazoa, Chordata, Mammalia, Rodentia, Cricetidae.